AAGAUGGCGGGAGGGCGGCUCUGAGGAGAUCUCGGCGGCGGCGGAGGAGGAGAGAAGCGCCGCUCCGCGCAGCGCCGGGGCUCAUGUGGGGAGGAGUCGGAGUCGCUAUUGCUGCCGCCGCCGCCUGUAGCUGCUGGACCCUAGUGGGAGUAAGGGGGAAACGGCAGGAUGAAGUUCGCCGAGCACCUUUCCGCGCACAUCACUCCCGAGUGGAGGAAGCAAUACAUCCAGUAUGAGGCUUUCAAGGAUAUGCUGUAUUCAGCUCAGGACCAGGCACCUUCUGUGGAAGUUACAGAUGAGGACACAGUAAAGAGGUAUUUUGCCAAGUUUGAAGAAAAAUUUUUCCAAACGUGUGAAAAGGAACUUGCCAAAAUCAACACAUUUUAUUCAGAGAAGCUUGCCGAGGCUCAGCGCAGGUUUGCUACACUUCAGAAUGAGCUCCAGUCGUCACUGGAUGCUCAGAAAGAAACCACUGGUGUUACCACGCUGCGGCAGCGCAGAAAGCCAGUCUUCCACCUGUCCCAUGAGGAACGUGUCCAACACAGAAACAUUAAAGACCUUAAACUGGCCUUCAGCGAGUUCUACCUCAGUCUUAUCCUGCUGCAGAACUAUCAGAAUCUGAAUUUUACAGGGUUUCGAAAAAUUCUUAAAAAGCAUGACAAGAUACUGGAAACAUCUCGUGGGGCAGAUUGGCGAGUGGCUCAUGUAGAAGUGGCCCCAUUUUAUACAUGCAAGAAAAUCAACCAGCUCAUCUCUGAAACUGAGGCUGUAGUGACCAAUGAACUUGAAGAUGGUGACAGACAAAAGGCUAUGAAACGAUUACGUGUCCCCCCUUUGGGAGCUGCUCAGCCUGCACCAGCAUGGACUACUUUCAGAGUUGGCUUGUUUUGUGGAAUAUUCAUUGUAUUGAAUGUUACUCUUGUGCUUGCCGCUGUAUUUAAACUUGAAACAGAUAGAAGUGUGUGGCCCUUGAUACGAAUCUAUCGGGGUGGCUUUCUUCUGAUUGAAUUCCUUUUUCUACUGGGCAUCAACACAUAUGGUUGGCGACAGGCUGGAGUAAAUCAUGUGCUCAUCUUUGAACUUAAUCCAAGAAGCAAUUUGUCCCAUCAGCAUCUCUUUGAGAUUGCUGGUUUCCUUGGGAUACUGUGGUGCCUGAGCCUUCUGGCAUGCUUCUUUGCUCCAGUUAGUGUCAUCCCCACAUAUGUAUAUCCACUUGUCCUGUAUGGAUUUAUGAUUUUCUUUCUUAUCAACCCUACCAAAACUUUCUACUACAAAUCCCGGUUUUGGCUGCUUAAACUGCUAUUUCGAGUGUUCACAGCCCCUUUCCAUAAAGUAGGCUUUGCUGAUUUCUGGCUGGCCGAUCAGCUGAACAGCCUGUCAGUGAUACUGAUGGACCUGGAAUAUAUGAUUUGCUUCUACAGUUUUGAGCUUAAAUGGGAUGAACGUGAGGGCCUAUUGCCAGAUGAUUUAAAAGGGUCAGAAAUUUGCCACAAAUAUUCAUAUGGUGUGCGGGCCGUUGUUCAAUGCAUUCCCGCCUGGCUUCGCUUCAUCCAGUGCCUGCGCAGAUACCGAGACACAAAAAGGGCCUUUCCUCAUUUAGUUAAUGCUGGCAAAUAUUCCACAACGUUCUUCACGGUGACGUUUGCAGCCCUUUACAACACCCACAAAGAGCGAGAUCACUCAGACACCAGGGUGUUCUUUUACCUGUGGAUUAUCUUUUGCAUCAUCAGUUCUUGCUAUACCCUCAUCUGGGAUCUAAAGAUGGACUGGGGUCUCUUUGAUAAGAAUGCUGGAGAAAACACCUUUCUCCGGGAAGAGAUUGUCUACCCCCAAAAAGCCUACUAUUACUGCGCCAUCAUUGAGGAUGUGAUACUGCGCUUUGCUUGGACUAUCCAAAUCUCAAUCACCUCUGUACGCUCACUGCCUCACUCUAGUGACAUCAUCGCAACUGUCUUUGCUCCUCUUGAGGUUUUCCGGCGAUUUGUGUGGAACUUCUUCCGUCUGGAGAAUGAGCAUCUGAAUAACUGUGGUGAAUUCCGUGCUGUGCGGGACAUUUCUGUGGCCCCCCUGAAUGCAGAUGAUCAGACACUCUUAGAGCAGAUGAUGGACCAGGAUGAUGGAGUACGAAACCGCCAGAAGAACCGGCCUUGGAAGUACAGCCAGAGCAUAUCCCUGCGCCGGCCUCGCCUCGCUUCUCAAUCCAAGGGUCGUGACACUAAAGUAUUGAUAGAAGACACAGAUGAUGAAGCUAACACUUGAAUCCUCAGAAGUCUAGAUUAACAUCCUUGGUUUUCCUUCUCAAUUCUUUCCUCGACCAACGCAACCUCUAGUACCUUUCCAGCUGAAACAGAAGACACAUGACACAUUUUCCGAGCUCUUCCAGAUCGGAUCCUAUGGACUCCAAACAAGCUCACUGUGUUUCUUUUCAUUUCUUCUGGUUUAAUUUUAAUUUUCUAUUUUUAAAACGAAUAUUUACUUCAUUUUGCCAAUCAGAGGACAUUUUAAGGAACAAAAACAUAGCAUCCUAUGGAUUGUUUACAAUCACCAGGACACAGAUACCUAUCAGGAUGAUGAACAGGACACAAAGACCUUCUGAUGGGACACUACUGAGAUAUCUCGACUUCCGCUUGGCCCGGUUUUGACUGGUUGAAACCGGACAUUGGUUUUUAAAUUUUUUUGUCAGUUUAUGUGGAGAAUUUUUUUUCCUUUCCUUCAUACCCAGCGCAAAGGCACUGGCCGCACUUGCAGGGAAAGUGCAACUUAGAGCAGUACCUUCAUUCACGAAGCUACUUUUUAAUUUGAUGUAACUUUUCUUACUUUGGGGAGGGUUGCUGGGUGGGUGGGAAAUCUGAUGUAUUUGUUACAUAGAGUUUUCUCAUUAUUUAUGAAACUUAACCAUAAGCGAAUGCUAUGACUCCUGUGCAAUGAAGUGAUGACAGUUGAAAGAAGGCAGG
Chrysochloris asiatica (Cape golden mole) is the source of this 2954-nucleotide messenger RNA. RefSeq names its product xenotropic and polytropic retrovirus receptor 1 (gene XPR1). Gene Ontology annotation, cellular component: plasma membrane; cytoplasm; Golgi apparatus. NCBI's taxonomy places the organism in Eukaryota, Metazoa, Chordata, Mammalia, Afrosoricida, Chrysochloridae. The transcript has 15 exons. Gene Ontology annotation, biological process: cellular response to phosphate starvation; phosphate ion transport. The coding region runs from base 169 to 2259 and encodes 696 amino acids. The record is from RefSeq and is a predicted model, not a curated record. Gene Ontology annotation, molecular function: inositol hexakisphosphate binding.